Messenger RNA from Frieseomelitta varia, 3678 nucleotides. RefSeq names its product runt-related transcription factor 1-like. Gene Ontology annotation, cellular component: nucleus. The transcript is spliced from 7 exons. The coding region runs from base 1437 to 2918 and encodes 493 amino acids. Gene Ontology annotation, molecular function: RNA polymerase II cis-regulatory region sequence-specific DNA binding; DNA-binding transcription factor activity, RNA polymerase II-specific; ATP binding. Gene Ontology annotation, biological process: regulation of DNA-templated transcription. Lineage: Eukaryota; Metazoa; Arthropoda; Insecta; Hymenoptera; Apidae. The record is from RefSeq and is a predicted model, not a curated record.
GCCUCACACGAACCGCCGAAAUUAUAGUUAGUGGCCCCGACGGGUAUUCCCAGAGACCAGUCUCGCUUACCAAAACACCGCGUUUCGAGAUCUCCCUUCGGAUCGACGGGGAUCGUCGCACCCGAAGAAUAUUCGACAUUCUCGCCGAACAUACUUGAGACUUUGAAGAUCGAUUACGCAGAGUCGAAGCGUCUGUCGGGACUAUCGUCGGCGGGAUUUCAGUGCACCGAAAUCGUUCGACGAACGUUGUUUUAACAUGGUACCAACGCGUGAAAUUAUCGUUUCUCGUUCUCGUUCUCGACUUGACGACUCCGGAGAAGAUUUUAGUGAGCGCAAAGUUGGAUUCGAGUGAGAUUUGCCGUGAAGGCAGUGACAGUCCGACGGUUGCCACGGACAGACAGUGAGUGCGAUUUCUUUCAGUGGAACUCGUGAUUGUCUCGAUUGGAUUCGAUUUUCACGGGAAAAUUGGGAAUUCCUCGAAUUCCUUCGUGGCAGAAGGUCAUCGGUACGUCGUUGAUUCAAGAAGCAACGUCAGAAGUUGCUUCGUUGGUACGAGAGAAGCUUUCGUCAUUGCCGCGGUGGUACUGAGAAGAAUCGGUCGAGAUAUUUUCGCCGGAAGUGCGAACGCGAGAGUGGCCCAGCAAGAGAUUUGAAUGCGAAGUUAAGCGAGAAUCUUAUCCGUCGCCGUGUCGUUCUUCCAGGAGGGUCGUAAAGAUUCUUCUCCCCUCGAUCCUCGCCAACGUCGUCGCCUCUCGUCGCCUCUAAUCGUAAAAUCAGGAGACUGAAGAUCUCUUUAGAUGCUUCUGGUAUUUUCAUUGAAGGACGAGAAAAUCGUAUCUCGUAACUCUUGGUCACCACAAGGGAAAAUUUUCUGUAAAUAGUACUCCUUGAUUAGCGGACUGUUUAACCCUAACAUACGCCGAAUUCCAACAAAUCAAGAAAGCUCAACAAGAUCACGUUCAAACUUCACAUCUGCAAAGACCAACCUGAAAUAUAUCCUAAAGAUCACUUCAAAUCUCCUAACAAGAAAGAAGGAGAAACAGGAAGAUUCUGUCUAUCUGCAAGACCACCAGAAACAACUUUCAGCGCAGUCAAACUCUUCAAACCUUCCAACCAAACCAAAAUUUCCGAAAGAAGGAGUUGCAAAGUAUAUCAGAUUCAUCUCGAGAAUCGCAAAAGAAGUUAUCUUAAAAAAGAAAAAGACGAAAGAAAAAUUGCCAAAUGUUGCUCUAGACCUUCUCUGCUGAUAGAGAAGAGCUACCUGUUUUCAACUCGGGUCGAAAGAACGAAUCGUCGAGCGUCGGGUAGCAUCAUGUCAGGUAACGACGAAGCUUGACCCGGGGGAAAGUUGAAGCAGCCGAGGAUCGUCGUAAGGGCCGGGAAGCUCGAGCAGUGAACCGAAUGGAAGGAUGUAUCAUCCGGCGUUCUGACUGCCUAUGGAUAUAUUCGGCCGUUGCAACGGCGGCGGUGGCGGAAGCACGGUAUCCGGAAGCGGCGCUGGCUCGGUGAGGGGGUCCAGCAACGAGUCGAGCUGUGGAACAGGGAGUGCUCCUAGCGAGAGCGGCGGAACCAGCGACAGGAUGCAGUUGACAGGGGCCUCGGCUCCUGGCGCUGCCGCCUCGCCGGAGUCAGGCGUUUCUCCUUUGACCGAUGCCUACACCAAGAUGACCAGCGACAUCCUCGCCGAGAGGACCCUCGGUGACUUCGUCAGCGAGCAUCCUGGAGAACUCGUACGGACAGGUUCUCCUCACUUGGUCUGCAGCGUGUUGCCAGCUCACUGGAGGUCCAACAAGACCCUUCCAGUAGCCUUCAAGGUGGUCGCUCUUGGCGAGGUCGGCGAUGGCACUUUGGUCACCGUUCGUGCUGGUAACGACGAGAACUGCUGUGCUGAGCUGAGAAACUCGACUGCUCUGAUGAAGAACCAGGUGGCCAAGUUCAACGAUCUUAGGUUCGUCGGCAGAAGUGGCAGAGGGAAGAGCUUCACGUUGACCAUCACCGUGUCCACGACGCCACCGCAAGUCGCCACGUACACGAAGGCCAUUAAAGUAACUGUGGAUGGGCCGCGAGAACCGCGAUCCAAGACCAUGUUGUCUCUUUUAGGGCAGCAGCAGCAGUUCCACGCGUUCGCGUUCGCGUCGCAAAGGGGAGGGCCGUUUUUCGCCUCGCCGCUGGUGGAUCCCUUGCAACCCUUGCCGAAUCCCCUUCAACCGCUGCCGAAUCCACUGCAGCCGCGGGAUCCGUUGUCCUCCUUCAGGCACGCGAUGCCAGGCAACUGUCAAAACAUGUCCCAGUUCGGUCUGUCUGCAAGCAAUUCGUGGGGAUACGGAAGCACGGCCGGCUACGCUGGUUAUCUUCCUGGCCCUUUGUCGUCGUGCGCCGCACAAGCGUCCUUUCCACCCCCACCGCCGCCACCUCCGCCACCACCUCCGUCGUCCUCGUCGUUGGCAUCUUUCGCGGGCGCCGCGUCCAUGAACACGCCGGCGGCGCCCGACUCGACGGCGGGAUCCACUGUCACUUCCGGCACCGGUGCAGCAUCCACCGCGCAGCAGGAUGCCUUCUCAGCGGUCUCAUCUCUGGUGCCGGAUUCGACGACGCCGGGACAAUCGGACCCGCUGGACCCUCUGAGCAGUCUAAUGUCGGCGACACCGAGUCAAAGGUACCAGGACUACGUCUCUCCCAGGUCCCUGUCCACCGACUCGAGCACCACGGAGAGCCCAGUGCACGAGGAGCAAGGAUUCGGUCAAAAUUACGGCAACUACUUCCCAACGCCUGGCGUGCUGCCCAGCAUCCUCUAUUCCCAGCUGUACGGGAAUCAAUUUCAGAAUUCGGAAAGCCCCGAGCAGAGAGCAGUGGCGGACAGCUGCAGCGUGAGGCAGGAGGAAGUCAGGCCGGACAACAACGUCUGGAGGCCUUACUGAGAGCCGGACGGUGACACGUUCUCGCGAUUCUGAUGAUUUUAGGACAUUUCCCUCCGUCCGCGUUACUCCGCGCGCGGGCGUGUAACAUUCAGAUAUGAGCAAACUGUGAUCGGUGGAUGAGAAGGUGGACGAGGUGUUGGCUCGAACAGGCGAACGAAACUAGCUAUUAGUGGGCAUUAAAAAUGAGAAGAAGAAAAGAAAAAAAAAAAAAGAACAAUCCGGUGCGUGUUCGAGAUGACAAAAAGAGGGUUCGGGCUUGAAUCGGGCGGCUCGUUUUGAGAUCACAUCGAUCACGAUUGCGAGAUCGAUGGUUGUAACUCGUAGGUGGUUGUGAAUAAAUAUUUUAUCUGUUUGCCUGUCGUUGAAGUUGAACAAUUUGAGUGAAUUAUUUGGCCAUUGAUAAUUGGCGUGGCACGGUAGUCCAAAACUUCGAGAAUGAGAAUGAGAUUUGUACGAUUUUUAAAAUUAUGAGAAUGUAUAUAUUGGCUUUUGGAUUUAGUAUAUUGGGGAAAAAUUGAAAAUUCGGAAGUUUCUGAAAAUACAAUAUUGACCGGGAAUCGAUUUGGAAACAUUGGAAGGAAAGAAAGAAAUUUCGUGAAAUUUUGAUUUUUAAAUUGUCACUUGAAGAAUUCACUACUCGACGAGUGUAACUCAAAUUUUUUAAUGAAAAUUCGAAGGAGUAUUCACUAGGUUCGUUCUGUAAUAAUUUUUUUUAGUGUGAUCUUUUAACAUUACUGUUUCAAUUUUUAAUUUCAAAUGA